Messenger RNA from Fulvia fulva, 1602 nucleotides. RefSeq names its product Major facilitator-type transporter. Gene Ontology annotation, molecular function: transmembrane transporter activity. The transcript has 2 exons. Gene Ontology annotation, biological process: transmembrane transport. Bases 1 to 1602 code for a protein of 533 amino acids. NCBI's taxonomy places the organism in Eukaryota, Fungi, Ascomycota, Dothideomycetes, Mycosphaerellales, Mycosphaerellaceae. The record is from RefSeq and is a predicted model, not a curated record.
AUGGAUUUCGAGCGCAUUACCAUGCCGAACGGUGCAGAUAGGUCUGGAGUCGGGCCAACAAAAAUCUACGCAAGUGCCACAGGCACUGAGAACCUCAGCGACAGCGUCGACCACAAUGUUGCACAGCAGAGAGCGGUGUGGGAUCAGUCCGCCGUGGAUCCGGUCCUAGCCAAGAAGAUGGACAUGGUAAAUGCAGCCAUUGAGGAAAUCGGUAUGACGAAGUGGCAUUGGAAGCUAUUCUUCCUGAACGGCUUCGGAUAUGCUGUCGACUCGCUCCUCAUCGUAAUACAAUCCAUAACACAGCCAGUAAUCACCAGAGAAUAUGGCAACCCACACCCACCCCUCGCCGGCAUAUCGUUCGCGUCGCAAAUAGGCAUGUUGGUCGGAGCAGCAGCAUGGGGUCUUACAGCCGACGUGAUUGGCAGGAAGCUGGCGUUCAACAGCAGUCUGUUCAUCUGUGCAGGAUUCGUCCUGGUCGCGGGUGCAAUGCCGAGCUAUAUCUCAUUUGCGUCCAUGGUGGCUUUCUACAGCGCUGCUGCCGGUGGAGGGUACAUCAUCGAUGCAACCAACCUCCACGAAUUCCUGCCGCGAUCGCAUCAAUGGAUGGUCACUUUCAUGUCCGUCUGGGUACCAAUUGGAUACGCUGUCACUGGAUUACUAGCUUGGGCGUUCUUGAGCAACUUCAGCUGUGCGCCCGAUGCCACACCUGCGACUUGCCAACGAGCCGACAACUGGGGAUGGCGCUAUCUACACUUUACCUGCGGCGGGCUUGUGUUCCUUCUAUCUCUGACCCGCAUCUUCGUGAUCAAGAUGGAACAAACGCCUCGCUGGCUCAUCAGCCAGAAUCGUGACGAGGAAGUGUAUGCACAGCUCUCCGCCCUAGCCAUAAAGUACGAUCGGCCCUUCGUCCUGAAGCAUGGUGCCCUACAAGAGCAAGGCCAAGUCUUACACUCGGAGAAAUCGGUGUGGUCAUCUCUUCGCCUUAAAAAGCACUUUGCCGGACUUUUCGAGACGAAGCUCCUGACCUACUCGACUCUCAUGAUCUUCGCAAACUGGUUUGUCGUGGGCACAGUCUCUCCAUUGUAUCAAGUCUUCUUGCCCUACUACCUGGAGUCUCGAGGCGUGGCUACUGGUCAACAGAGUAGCGACUACAUCACCUGGCGCAACUACGCCAUCAACCAAGUCGCCACCCUCGCCGGACCCUGCAUCGCCGCCGUCCUGGUAGAAGUGCCUCACAUCGGCCGCAAAGGCACACUCGCCAUCGGCGCUACCGCCACCAUGGCGCUGCAAUUCGGCUACACACAGAUCAAGACUCCAGCCCAGAACCUUGGAGUCAGCUGUGCGGUUAGUGCUGCUCAGAUGAUCUACUAUGGCGUGAUCUAUGCGUACACGCCGGAGAUUUUGCCAAGUGCGCAUCGAGCGACGGGGUAUGGAUGUUGUGUGAUUCUGAAUAGGAUAGGAGGCAUUGUGGGGGUUGCGGUGGGAAGCUAUGCGGACGUGCAAACUACGACGCCGCUGUUUGUGUGUGCUGGGUUGUUUGGGUUGCUGAUUGUGCUGAGUUUGGCGUUGCCAUUUGAGAGUCGGGGUAGAGGGAGUGUGUGA